AUGUAUACUUUAUCCACAUGGUAUACGAAAGAGCAGCUAACCAAGCGGAUUGCUAUAUUCUUCUUCGGGAUGUUUGGAGGAAAUGCCGUCGCACCCCUCUUGGGAGCAGGGUUGUUAAGACUUGACGUGGAAGGAAUAAUGUCGAUGGUUGCGGCUAUUGCUCUGUUUUUCCUUCUUCCUGAAAAGCCAAAUGAACAAAUGAUGAAGAACAAUUUUAACGAUGGCACCGACGAGAGAAGUAGCGCCAAUAUCUAUGCGCACAAUAAACCCAUAUCUUACCAGGAUAUUUGGAAGACAUUGGGUAACAUUCGAAAAUGGCCACACUUCAUCGCCACCGCCUGUGUGUUCUCAACCUGGAGCCCCUUGACAACAUACACACCCAGCAUCAUCAUGUCAUUAGGCUUUUCGCGUAUCGAAUCGAACGCCAUUUCCGCAAUUGGAAAUUUUGCGACACUGCCUGUCAUUCUCUUCUUUGCGUGGCUGAGUGACAAGACUAAAAGACACGGGUUGAUCGUCACGGUGGCAAUUGCCGCAUACCUCAUAGCGCUGAUCCUGUUACGAAUUGUCCAGCCUCAUGUUGGGCAAUGGAGUCGAAUUGGCCUCUGGACAACAGUUAAUGGGCUAGCUGUGGGCUAUCAUCCUAUUCAUAAUGCAUGGAUCCAAAUUAACUGCAAUACUGCGGCUGAGAGAAGUAUUAGCGUUGCGUAUGUUCAGUUUUUGACACAUCUGCACUUUUACGAUAUAAACUGA
Aspergillus affinis is the source of this 750-nucleotide messenger RNA. Its product is annotated as MFS general substrate transporter. The transcript has 2 exons. NCBI's taxonomy places the organism in Eukaryota, Fungi, Ascomycota, Eurotiomycetes, Eurotiales, Aspergillaceae. Gene Ontology annotation, molecular function: transmembrane transporter activity. Bases 1 to 750 code for a protein of 249 amino acids. The record is from RefSeq and is a predicted model, not a curated record. Gene Ontology annotation, biological process: transmembrane transport. Gene Ontology annotation, cellular component: membrane.